AUGUGGCAAGCAAAAGGAGGAAAUGGGACAAAGAAAGGAGCAGGAGGAGGAGGAGCAGCAGGAAAUGGUUUGGUGGCAGUUGCCAUAGACAAUCAGAAAGGGAGCCAAAAUGCACUGAGAUGGGCUGCUGAGAAUGUUAUCACCAGGGGUCAAACUGUAAUUCUACUACAUGUUGUUCAGAAGUCAUCUUCAACAUCUUCAUUGGCUGGAAACAACGCCCUUAUUUGUGAUGUAAGCAAUCCAUCUCAAUCGCCACGCAAACAGCAGCUUGAGAAGAUGACCAAGGAUCUGUUUCUUACCUUCCAUUGCUAUUGUACGCGUAAGGAUAUAAAUUGCCUUGAUAUCGUACUUGAAGACGCGGAUAUAGCAAAAGCAGUAACAGAGUAUGUUUCUUAUGCUGCAAUUGAGAAUCUGGUUCUGGGAGCUCCAGCAAAGCAUGGAUUUAUCAGAUUCAAGACAUCAAGUAUUCCAAGUAGUGUAUCGAAAGGGGCACCUGAUUUCUGCACUGUAUAUGUCAUCUCCAAAGGGAAGAUCUCCUCGGUGCGAAAUGCUUCUCGUGCAGCACCAUACAGUUCUCCACUAGUAAACCAAAUAGAUUCAUUAAAUAAGCAAAGUUGUAAACCACCUGAAACACCUAGAUACAACAAUAUGUAUUUAAAAGCAGCUAGACCGUCGUUCAAGCCUCGUAACUUGCAAGAUGAAGCAAACAGAUUGGGAUUAACAAGAGGAGGUUUUAGUAAUGGGAGGAUUAGUGGAGGAUUCUCAGAAUCGGAAAGCGACAUAUCAUUCAUAAGCUCAGAAAGGGCAAGCACUGACCGUGCUUCUUCUGUGACGUAUGAUUUUAUGGAUACAAACCGAGGACGGCUAUCUACUAGUUCAGAUCAGAGCUUCGGGUCAAUGCGUCAAGGACCUAAGUUCGCAGACCUCAGUUCUCUGCAUGAUUUUUCAUCGGUUUCACAUGAAAGCAACCUAACAUCGUCUUCAUGGUCAUCACAGAACCUGGACGAAGUCGAAUCUGAGAUGAGGAGACUAAAGCUAGAGCUGAAGCAAACAAUGGACAUGUACAGUACAGCAUGUAGAGAAGCACUGUCAGCUAAACAGAAGGAAAUGGAGCUGCACAAUUGGAGGGUUGUAGAGGAGCAAAAACUAGAGGAGGCACGACUGGGUCAAGAAGCUGCAAUAGCAGUUGCAGAGAAAGAAAGAGUUAGGUGCAGGGCAGCCAUGGAAGCAGCUGAUGCUGCUAAAAGAAUUGCACAGUUGGAAUCACAGAAACGAGCAAAUACAGAAAUAAAGGCCCUCAGAGAAGCAGAGGACAUGAGGAAACUAUUAGAUAAUCUAGCCCAAACCGAUGACAAAUACAGAAGAUAUGCUAUUGAGGAGAUUGAGCAAGCAACAGAACACUUUGCCCCGUCUCGAAAAAUUGGGGAAGGAGGUUAUGGUCCUGUCUUUAAGUGCUAUCUUGAUCACACACCAGUUGCAGUAAAGGUCUUGCGUCCGGAUGCUGCUCAAGGAAGGACACAGUUUCAGAAAGAGAUUGACAUACUUAGCUGCAUUCGACAUCCCAACAUGGUACUACUUCUAGGAGCCUGCCCAGAGUAUGGCGUUUUAGUCUAUGAAUAUAUGGCCAAUGGAAGCUUAGAGGACUGUCUCAUAAAGAGAGGGAACAAUCCAGCUCUUUCUUGGCAACUCAGGUUCCGAAUCGCUGCUGAGAUUGCCACAGGCCUCCUCUUUCUUCAUCAGACCAAGCCAGAACCCUUAGUGCACCGUGACCUCAAGCCGGGCAACAUUUUGCUAGAUCACAACUAUGUGAGCAAGAUUAGUGAUGUUGGAUUGGCCAGACUUGUCCCAGCUGUUGCUGAAAAUGUGACACAGUGCCUCAUGACAGCAACAGCUGGAACAUUCUGCUAUAUUGAUCCUGAGUAUCAACAGACAGGAAUGCUUGGUGUAAAAUCUGAUGUCUACUCCUUAGGCAUUAUUCUUCUCCAAUUGCUAACAGGUAGAUCGCCGAUGGGCUUGGCCCACCAUGUCGACAAGGCCAUUGAAAAGGACACAUUUGAAAAGAUGCUGGACCCAGCUGUCCCUGACUGGCCAGUGGAAGAAGCCUUAAGCCUUGCAAAGCUAGCAAUCCAAUGUGCAGAACUCAGACGAAAAGACAGGCCAGAUCUUGGCACUGUGGUACUGCCAUCACUAAAUAAAUGGAGAGAACUUGCUGAAGAUAGGAUGAACCACAAGUUAUUAGACGGCAAUAAUGGUCUUUCCCCACAUCACAGUCAUGUUCCCGAUCAACAGGAAGUGAUGAGUGAUCCACAGCUCAAUAAUUCAGGAACCUCAAAGAGCCAAUCAAGCACAUCUUCACAGACAGAAAAUCAAGCAGAAGCAGGGCCAACUGAAACUGAAUAA
Prunus armeniaca (apricot) is the source of this 2400-nucleotide messenger RNA. NCBI's taxonomy places the organism in Eukaryota, Viridiplantae, Streptophyta, Magnoliopsida, Rosales, Rosaceae. The record is from the annotation of a GenBank genome assembly.